AUCAUGACGCUGCCAACGUUGCGGACGCUUCCGCAAUGGCAGCGAUGCGUGCAGUUUCGCAGUAUGACUAGUAUGACUCAUUGAUAAGUUUUGCGAGGCGAACGAUAACCUCCUUGGAGAGGGGCGAUGAGACAGCAAACAGGUGUACGAUCCGCAGGCAGUGUGGUGCAACUAGGCUGUCGCUCUCAAGAGUGAAGAUCAGUGGUGGCAUAAGGUCUGCUAAAGUGCUUGUGCAUCAGCGAGUGUCAAACAUUACGAUUGAGGAUGGAGUUCCCAGAGUUAGGACAGCAUUGCUCUGAGAGUUCCUGCAAGAGGCUAGAUUUUCUGCCAGUGAAGUGCGACGCCUGCAGACAGAUUUACUGCAAGGACCACUUCCAGUACCAAAAUCACAGCUGUACCGUUGGCCUUAGCAAAGAUGUCCAGGUGCCUGUGUGCCCACUCUGUAAUAGCCCAGUACCGAGCAAGCGAGGUGACCUACCUGAUGUAGCUGUAAGCAGCCAUAUUGACCGUGACUGCCAGUCAGAUCCGGCACAAGCAAAGCGCAAGGCAUAUGUCAAUCGUUGCUCCAUGAAGGGUUGCAAGCAGAAAGAACUGAUUCCUCUGAAGUGCACACAUUGCAGCCUCAACCACUGUUUGAAGCACAGGUUUCCAGAUGACCAUAACUGCACAGGAAAGGGAAUGUCCCCCUCAGGUGCUGCCGCAGUGGCCAGACUUCAGCAGAAAGCCUCCAGCCCUGUGGUCAAACGAGUGGCCGCAGCGUCUACGUGCGGAGCACAAAGCCAGCGAGCUAGUGUGUCUCACCUGCAGACAGAAGAUGAAGCCUUGGCAUGGGCUCUGCAGCAGUCUCUGUAUGAAGCGGAACUUCAGGGCCACAGCACUGACGAACAUGGACGGCGGAGAAGGACAUCAAGGCAAAAGUCCAACAAGAGCUGCUUUGUCUCCUAGUCGACAUGCCUCUUCGACAUGCAGUGUGGCCACCGCUGCACCCUCCGUCCAGUGGCCUCAAUAUUCUGCACUUGUUGGGCUCUGAAAAAUUGUGUGCCUUUCGCCACUCUUAUUUUUAUUGCUUUUUUUUUUUCCCCCAGCAGAUUGCUGGACAUUCCCAAUUAUCUUGCUAUAUAUUAAUGGCAUAUUUGACUGGUCAUUUUGAGAGCACUCUGGCAGUACUGCUAAGGUUGAGUAAAACAGCCUUAAUUUUUUUUUUUAAUUAAUUGAGAGCAAGUAGGUCAAAUACCAUGUAAUUGGGCUUCAUUAUCACCGUGUCAAGCCACUUGUUUGCCAUCAUACACAGCCAUUAGAGCUUUGCCAGGUGGCUCCGAAAUUACCAGUCGAACAUGGCAUAAGUUACCACACUCCAAGAGAGCCAUCUUUGUUUUUAAAAGUCUUUAUUAUUGAAAUAAAAAGCUGAAUGUGUCUUC
Molecule: messenger RNA, 1418 nt
Organism: Dermacentor andersoni
Lineage: Eukaryota; Metazoa; Arthropoda; Arachnida; Ixodida; Ixodidae
Product: AN1-type zinc finger protein 2A-like
Biological process (GO): proteasome-mediated ubiquitin-dependent protein catabolic process; protein targeting to ER
Cellular component (GO): endoplasmic reticulum; cytoplasm
Molecular function (GO): zinc ion binding
Source: RefSeq, a predicted model, not a curated record